Messenger RNA from Periophthalmus magnuspinnatus, 3838 nucleotides. It is a transcript of the gene ankdd1a, whose product is annotated as ankyrin repeat and death domain containing 1A. Lineage: Eukaryota; Metazoa; Chordata; Actinopteri; Gobiiformes; Gobiidae. Gene Ontology annotation, molecular function: protein binding. The coding region runs from base 135 to 1661 and encodes 508 amino acids. The record is from RefSeq and is a predicted model, not a curated record. Gene Ontology annotation, biological process: signal transduction. The transcript has 15 exons.
AGAGCGCGUUUGGCACAGCGUGGAUUUUACGCACGUCUGACACAUUUAGCCUUGAGAUAAAUUAAAAGGAGGAGAAGAGGAGAAGACAUGGCGGCGCAGAAGAGGCGAAAGAACCGACUCUGAACGGCUCAAAGAUGGAGGACGACCUGGCUUCAGAGGAUGAUAUCUUGCUGUGCUCGGAGAAGCAGUUUCACGACGCAGCCAAGAGGAACGACACCAAGAAGAUGGAAGAGCUCAUCAAGAAGGGCGUCGACCCCAAGGCCAAGAACAAAGUCGAUCGUAAACCUCUGCACUGGGCGGCCGGAGCUGGGAGUGAAGACGCCAUGAAGUUCCUCCUUCAACACGACACCGACGUGGACGAGCAGGACUCUUACGGGAUGAACCCUCUGCUCCUCGCCUCUUGGUUUGGGCACCUCAAAGUCCUGCAGAUUCUAGUGUCGUGUGGAGCCAAACUGAACUGUGAAAACAAAGACGGUCUGAGCAUGCUCCACUGUGCGGCGCAGAGGGGUCACGUCCACAUCCUGGAGUUCAUUAUGGAAGAUCUGGAAGGAAUUCAGCUCGACCACAGCAACAAGUCUGGAAAAACUGCUCUGCACCUCGCUGCCGAACAGGGACAACUUGAAGUGGUGGAUUUUCUGAUCGGAAUGGGCUGCAGACAUGGACUGAAGGACAAGGAUGAAAACACAGCGAUGCAUUUAGCAGCGAAACACGGCCACAGCGAUGUCCUGCACAAACUGACAGAGAUGGGCCUGGACGUGGAUGACAGGAACAUCGACGGGUUGACGCCGCUGCACUUUGCCGCUGAUGGAGGCCACUCUCUGUGUGUGCGGCUCCUCAUAGAGUCCGACUGCAACAUCAACGCUCUCACCAAUAAAAACAGAAACGCUCUGCACUUUGUGGCUGAACGCGGCUGGGAUCGAGAGGCCGGUUUAUUGAUCGAGGCUGGGAUCAAUAUCGAUGCUGUGGACAAUCAGAACACCUCCCCUCUCCACCUGUCUGUGUCCCACAAUCACACUGAGGUGGCUCGGACCCUCAUCGCCGCAGGAUGUGACCUCGACAUCACUGAUAAUCGACAGCAGACGGCUUUGCACAUCGCAGCUGAAAACGGCUCCCAGGACUUGGCGGAAAUGAUGCUGAUUUCUGGAGUUAACCUGAAUUUAACCGACAAACAGGGUAAGUCGUGUGUGGAGGUGGCGUCCAGAGCCAACCACGUGGCCCUGGUGGACAUGAUCAUCAAAGCAGAUCGUUUUUACAAAUGGGAGAAGGACCAAGUGAGUGUAGAUCCAGACUGGUGCCUGUGUCGUCCUCUGUCAUUCAAACAGGACAGGAGCUCAGAGACGCAGCACAUCCGCUCUGUGCUGUGGGGUUUGUCCAGCAGACGUCUGUGCAGAGGAGAGUGGAGACUGCUGGCCCAACACUGGAGCUUUACAGAUGCUCACAUACGGGCCAUAGAGCACCAGUGGACCGGGAUGAAGAGUUACAAAGAGCACGGACACAGGAUGCUGCUGAUCUGGCUCCACGGCGUCGUGACGGCGGGAGACAACCCCGUCAAAGGCCUGUACGAGGGGCUCGUGGAGAUACAGCGCACGGAUUUAGCAGAGUCUGUGCGACAAAAGGCCAACGCAGACACUAGCUCUCCCAAAAAGUGCUCCACCAUGUGACCAACGCUAACACUAACUGCAGGAGAAACAAACGGACCAACAACAAAUGGACCCAUUUACACGACUGUGAGGUGAACGGUUCAUCUCAAAAUCCACAGCCCUGCGACACACUACAGGCUGUGGACAAAAAGCACAAAUAACUUUUUAAGCACAUUUCAUUGCUGCGGUGUAAAAACUGGACUUUUAUGGAUUAUUGGUUCAAUUCCUCCAGCUACAACAGUGAGUAGUGCCCUCCUUUAGCAAGACACUUCCCUCACUCGCCUAAAUAAGUUAGUGUGAGUGAUGAUUGGCGGGUGCAGACAUCAAAGAUGCAAAAUGGCCGCCGCGUUUUUGUCAGUUUGUCCCGGGGCAGCUGAGUUUGUCUCUGGUCGAUGGAAAAAGAGCUAAGUAGCACCGCUGUAUUCAGAUAAAAUGUAAACAAAAGUAAAUAUUGAUAAUUUGCAGCUGAUCAUCAACAUUCCCUCGGGGUGUGAUGCUAACUGUAAGCACUUCUGUGUCUGAAGCUCUGUUACUCAAGUUAGACUUUAAUCUGAGCUUUGUUUUAACACAAUCUGACCAGAAAGAACUGACUUUACCGGGCUACAACAGGUGAGUUUUGAGCUGUUAAACACGUCUCUCACAGAUAACAUUAGUCAAAAGCUAGCAUUAGCAUUAGCAUUAGCCAACAGUUUUUCAGUUAGUCACUCUCACAUUUUUCUUAAAUUCCUCCUAAACAGGACCAUGAACACUCGGAUUAAUCACAGGCUCCUGAAAAUGUCCUCCUUAAGUUCAUCUUGUAUUUUUUUUUUCUUAAAUCGUAUUAGCAGUAUUUGCUAAUCACAUGGAAAAAAAAAAAAAAUCUACUUAAGUAAAAGUAUUUAACUACCUUGAGAGUAAAAAGUAAAAGUAUUUCACACAAGUAUUGUUCAUUUGUAAAUUAUAUUAAUAAAAAAAUGAGACAUAUUUUGUUCAACAGUAACAAUAUGAAUCCAUUUCUUAUUUUUUCUUCUGAUUUUUGUGUUUAUUUUUGUUUUGCUCAAAGCUGAAGCUUGAACUUGAAAAGUUAGUCAGGACGUUUCCAUGAACAUGGUAAAAAUAACCCCUCAAAUCAAGUACUUUUUACUUUUCAGUCCAGUUCAAAAAUGUAGUGGAGUAGAAAGUACAGAUACUGCUCUCAAAUGUACUCAAGUAAAAGUAAAAAGUAUUCACUGUAAAAUGGACUUAAGUAAAGUACAGAUACUUAAAAUUUAUACCUAAGUGCUUUACUACUUUUACGUCGUUACCUUCCACUGCUGCUUUUGCUUUUGCCUAACAUCUGUUUGAUUAAGCAGAGAUUACGCUCAUGGCUUAGUCUGUGCCUCCCUCUUAUUUGUGCUGUUCUUCUUGGGCAGCUCUGUAAAUACGACAGACUCACACCUUUGUUUGAUGAGACAUAAAAAGCACACGUCACAAAACCAGCGUCUUCACCACCGAGCUCCUUCUGCCCCUAAUCCACAGGGUUUACACCUACAGCACUUAAAAACGUUUGUCUAUCGUCUGUGUCGUUAUAUCCUGUUUAAAUUAAAGCUCUUUCUCAUGUUUAUAAAGUCCUAUAUUACACAAAAUGUACUCUUGUAGCUUUAAUCCUUGUUAGAGCAUUGUUAGCACAUCAAAAACAGACAUUAGAAUUAAAACAUUAGAAAACGGCAUAAUAUGGGCGUUUUAAACUUUACCAAAUUAGCACAAUACUGAAUAUAUAUGAAUAAUUAAAAUUUUAAAGCAAUAUUGUCAUAAUUAGGGCUACUCUAAGUUUAUCUUGUCGCCGUUUUUGACAUAGAAACAGCAAACAUUAUGCAGUUGCUGUCAUACUUAUGUCUGGCACUAUAAUGUACAGCAGUGUUGCAUGGGACUUGUUUGGCAUGAAAGAAAUGAAUUACAGAUACAGUAUUGUUCACAUGUUUUUUGUAAAUAUACAGAAAUAGACUAUAUUUGUAUAAAGACAUGGUUUCAUAUGGUAAAUUUCUGUCAGCUGCUGCAAAAAUCUAUGUUUUGUGUUUGCAUGUGGAAACACUGGAUGCCUUUGUCCUGCCUAUAACUGAUCUCAAAAUGCAAUAAUUUAUGUGUGUGCAAAGCAAAAACGGAUGCAUGUGCUGUUUAAACGCCAAUAAACUUAAAUGUCCAAAGACCAAAUAAACGCUAAGGAAAUAUUUGAACAAUAC